This is a messenger RNA of Sinocyclocheilus grahami, 2073 nucleotides long. Its product is annotated as alpha-2-macroglobulin-like. The transcript has 17 exons. The coding region runs from base 1 to 1938 and encodes 645 amino acids. The record is from RefSeq and is a predicted model, not a curated record. Gene Ontology annotation, cellular component: extracellular region. Gene Ontology annotation, molecular function: endopeptidase inhibitor activity. Lineage: Eukaryota; Metazoa; Chordata; Actinopteri; Cypriniformes; Cyprinidae.
AUGGCAUUACUGAGAUCAGGAUCUGUGGAUGUUGCAAAGACGGUCCCGGACACCAUCACUAAAUGGGCAGCAGGGGCCUUCUGCACAUCCCCUGUCGGGUUUGGAGUGGCCCCCAAGACUAAUCUCACUGCUUUCAAGCCCUUCUUUGUGAGCCUUGCCCUCCCUUACUCUGUUAUCCGUGAGGAGACGUUCACUCUCAAAGCCACUGUAUUCAACUACCUCCCCAAAUGUAUCAUGGUGAAGGUCACGCUGGUAAACUCAGCGCAGUUCACAGCUCAGCCAUGCAAAGGCUGCACUUACACUCAGUGUGUUUGCUCUGAAGAGAGCCAAACCUUCCAGUGGAUUGUUACACCCUCUGUCCUGGACCGUCCACAGGACACAUCAGUUUCUCUCACUCUACCCAAAGUGUUUGUCAAGGAUUCUGCAAAAAGCUUUAUCACUGUUCUGGGUGAUCUGAUGAGUAGUGCUCUGAGGAACAUCGGUGAUCUGUUGGCUAUGCCGUACGGUUGUGGAGAGCAGAACAUGCUGCUUUUUGCCCCCAAUAUCUACAUCCUUCAAUACCUGGAGAGCAGCGGGCAGCUCACUCCUCAGAUAAAAGACAGAGCCAUAACCUUCCUGGAGAGCGGCUAUCAGAGAGAGCUGACAUACAUGCAUGAUGAUGGAUCCUACAGCGCUUUUGGCAGGAAUGAUCCUUCUGGUAACACCUGGCUAACUGCAUUUGUGAUGAAGAGUUUUAGUGGGGCAAGGAAUUAUACAUUUAUAGAUCAGACUAACAUCGAUCAGGCAAAGGAAUGGCUGGGUCAACAGCAACAGGACAACGGCUGCUUCGCCUCUGUUGGGACACUCUACGAUAUUGGAAUGAUGGGUGGUGUCAGCGAUGAAGUCACUCUCUCUGCAUACAUCACUGCAGCGCUGCUGGAGUUAGGCGUCCCGAAAACUGAUCCCAUGGUGUCAAAAAGCCUUAAAUGUCUGAAGGAAUCUUCCAAUAACAUCGCCAACACUUAUGCGACUGCUUUGCUGUCCUACACAUUCACUCUUGCUGGAGAUGAACAGAUGAGACGGAGCCUCCUCUCCAACCUGGACCAGCAGGCCAAGAGAGAAGGUGUUGGACGAUACUGGACUCUGGAUAAUAAUGCGCAACCAUGGGGCUCUGUGGAGGUAGAGAUGUGUGCCUAUGUGUUGCUGGCGCUACUCUCGGGACCCACACUCCCUGGAUUUGGACUGAACUACUCUGCUGGCAUAGUGCACUGGUUAACCAAGAAGCAGAAUGCGUAUGGAGGCUUCUCCUCUACACAGGAUACUGUUGUAGCACUCCAGGCCCUUGCUAAGUACAGUGCUGCCACCUACAAUCCAGAAGGAUCCAUUACCGUAACCAUGACCUCCCCCUCAGGCCAGAGGAACCAGUUCACUGUGAACCGGAACAACCGGCUGCUUUACCAGGAGAAACAGCUGCAGGAAGCUACUGGCACAUACAAGCUGAGGACAGAAGGCAAAGGCUGUGUGUUUGUGCAGUUUGCAUUGCACUACAAUAUCCCACCUCCUCCAGACUCUUUGGCCUUCAAAAUCAAAUCAAAUCCUGGGGUUUGCAGCAACACAAAGACCCCAGCUUUUACACUAACCACUACUGUAAGGUAUAACGGCACACGAGCGGAGACCAGCAUGGUGAUCAUUAACGUCAGGCUGCUGUCGGGGUUUAGGCCAGAUGAGACGUCUCUGCAGUCUCUGAGGGAAGACCCCACAAUCAAACGUCUGGAUCUGGAUGAGGAUCAUGUCAUUUUCUAUUUGGAUAGUUUGAAAAACAAUCAGGAGAAGUCCAUCAGCCUGAAGCUCAUGCAGGACGUACCAGUGCAGAACCUGAAACCAGCUGUAGUGACCGUAUAUGACUACUACAAGAUCAGUGAAUUGUCUGUGAUUGACUACACCUCCCCAUGUGCAUAAACACUACUGCGAUGAUCUGAAGUGCUAAUGGCUGAGGUAUUGUACACUGGAAUAUAUGGCGAGACAGAUUUAAUACUGACACUUUUCCUGUUUUUCUAUCACUUUAUUGUAAUAAAAUCUUAUUGUUUUCCUAAA